GCUUGUACAAGACUUUAAUACAUCUCUCCAGUGUGCAUACACCAUUAAUUACCAUACAACAUGCCCCUCCCACGAAUGAUGAUCCGCAACACAAUCACAAACUCGAUUACAACAUCCGAGAGACAGGUGCGCCCCUCCGGCGCCCUCCCCUCCCGCCUGCGCCACACAAACCCCGCUCUUAUGUACGCCAACGUCACCCCUCCCCACCCCCACUUCCUCUGACCUUCCUCUUUGCACUACGGAUCUCCCCCUUCCAUCCUCCCUCGUCCUCCUCCACACGCAAAAGGUAAAUACGCGCGUCCUUUGAUGAAUGCGACACAAAGGGGGAAAAAUGCCCUAUGCCAAAAGGCGGUCAAAGCCACAUGGCGCGCUCUUGGUCCCAUGUCAAGCGCUUUGAUAAGCCUUUCCUGUUGGUACUUCAGGCCUUAUCUACUUUUUCGAUGGCGCCCAACAGGAUGCCCUGCAAUAGACACGUUGCCUUCUUUCCCACAGAUUAUAAAAAUACCACCAAGUAUUUCGCCGUGGCAUAAACGGUGGAUCAAAAACUUUAUAAACGACGAUAAACAGCAUGACCGGUUGCUUCGACGAACUGCAGAUUAUACCUUCCAUUGUUGAGUGCCACCUCCCGAGCGACCCCCUGCUGCACCCCGUGGCCCCCUACCGGCGUAAAAUCAUCAACCUGAACCGCAUGUACGACGUCUCACAGACCUUCAGGCUGGUCUACUACGGCUCCAACUACAACAGCGGCUGUGAGCUGAAGUCCGGCGUGCUCUACUACGUCCAGCGCCACAACAAAACCACCUUCACCUACAACCACCUGGAGGACGGCAAGGGCGUCACCUCGCUGUGUCCCGGUCAGAGGAUAUGGCUGGGGACCGAGUCCUACGGCUUCGUCUCCUGCGGGGAAGAGCACCAGGCGACGGCAGCAGCUCGGACGUGGUGGUCAGAGGUGCCUCUGUCGUACAUGUCCAUCAUCGCCAUCAGCGUCGCCUCCGCCUUCACGUUUGUAACCUUCGUGGCCGUUAUCAUAUGCCUGCUGCGGCGUCGGCACGUGAAGGGCAAGGCCAGUCUUCCUCAGGUGGAUAUGUACUGAGCUCCGAGUGAGAUUCAAUGAGACAUCAGGAGCUUGUAAUCAGGCGAAGGCAAGGAUCAAGGAUUCUGAGAGGAGGUUGGAGGUCAAGAAAAGGCUCAAGUAUUCUUACAGAACUCGAAGACAAAGCUCAAGGAUUCUGAGUGGAGGCGAAGACAAGGGUCAAGAAUUCUAUAAAAGCGAAGACAACGACCGCGGUUUCCAGUAGAUGACAUGGGCAAACCUCAAGAUUUAAAGGAUUCUAAGAGAAAACAAAAAUAAAGCUAACGAUUUUAAGAGGAGAUUAGCACAACGUACCUUCAAAGCUGCUAUGGGGACAGUGCCAGAAGACGCUGAGGACUGGCCAAGUGCUUGAAUAGAUGUACAUAAUUUAAUCGUGCCGUGACAGUGUGCAGUGAUUUCGAGAGAUUUUGGGAGGCUAGCCCACGCAAGUGCGUUUUUUUCUUGCUUCCGCGUGUGAUAAUUCUGAUUCGAUAGACUAUGAGCGAUCCAGGGAGCAGUAUCGUCUAUUUGCAUUAUGUUAAUUGCAAGAGAAAAGUGCCACAGGAAAAGUUGUGAUACAAAGUGAUAUUCCAUUAUUGUUAUUAUUCUUUUAAUAUUCAUUAUUUUCCCUCGUCCUCUUUGUACAAUUCAUAUGUUCUUCCCUUAUGUUAUUCUGAAUUACCAUAAUUUAUUUAAUAAAUUCAAAGAAAUA
Messenger RNA from Penaeus chinensis, 1784 nucleotides. RefSeq lists its product as uncharacterized. The record is from RefSeq and is a predicted model, not a curated record. The transcript has 3 exons. Lineage: Eukaryota; Metazoa; Arthropoda; Malacostraca; Decapoda; Penaeidae. The coding region runs from base 569 to 1093 and encodes 174 amino acids.